Linepithema humile (Argentine ant) is the source of this 1863-nucleotide messenger RNA. RefSeq names its product transmembrane protein 18 (gene Tmem18). NCBI's taxonomy places the organism in Eukaryota, Metazoa, Arthropoda, Insecta, Hymenoptera, Formicidae. The record is from RefSeq and is a predicted model, not a curated record.
ACUGUCAAACACUAUAUUCAUCCCUAGAAAAUAAAUUUCCUUAUUGGAUAUCGGAUGUCGGUACGUCGGCUACAGGCUCGCGUAAACUCUGUGACGAUCUCGUAGAAUCCGUCCAGUCAGUUAGUCGCGAGUCGCGCCGGUGAGUGUGAGAAUAGGGUGUGUGCGAAUUCUUUUCUCGAAUGCGCCCGUCUUUACCUCGUCUUGUUUUGACGUUUUCUUGUCAUCAUCGUGAUAGUCGUGAAAUCUGUGCAUUGAAACAUAAUGUCAGGCAACGACCCAAUGUUCAUAGCUACGGACAGCAUUGAUGGGAUUUGGCCGUUCCUGCAGAGCAUUGAUUGGAGGGAUCCAUGGCUAGCUGUAUUAAUAACAUUUCACAUUGCCAUCACAUUAACUGCAUUAAUGACGAGGAAUCACGCAAACUUUCAGAUAAUUCUAUUUCUUACACUAUUACUCCUGGUUUAUUUCUCAGAAACCAUUAAUGAGGUGGCAGCGACAAAUUGGAUGGUAUUUUCUAGACAGCAAUAUUUUGAUUCCAAAGGCUUAUUUAUAUCUCUUGUUUAUUCCAUACCUAUUUUAAUAAACUGUAUGAUUAUGGUGGCCAGUUGGCUUUAUCAAUCCAGUCAAUUAAUGACAAGCUUAAAACGGGCUCAGCUGCGACAGCAGGCAAAAAAUCGCCAAUUAGACGAUGAAGCAGCGAAUGGUAGGAUGGCUGACCGACCGAAAAACGACUGAAAAUUGGAUAUCUAGUCACACACAUAACGCGAAAGAAUAAGGAUACAAGAAACAUAUAUUAUUUAAUUUAAAGACAAAAUAACAAAUUAUAUCUAUAUCGACUUACAGUUAGGUAGGUUUCACAGAGCAUUGUGUAUACUUGAUUAUUGCCCAUUAAACAAUUGCUCCGAUUUCAAUUACAAACAUAUGUAUAUAUCAAUGCAAUCAUUGAAUAAUAAUGCACAUCAGAAUUGCCUAGUCAUACUUUGUUAGAACGUAUCUCCAACAUUGUACGUUACAACGAUUUUAUAAAGUAUCACUUGAUGCAGGACAUGAAACUGUAUUAAGAUAUAUGAGAGAUGAUUAGCCAUGCGAUAAAUAAUAACCAUGCAGAAACAUGCAGUAAUGUGACGAAAUAUACUGUUAUCUUACCAUUAAGAAACAUUCCGUUAGUUUAUACUCGUUAUUUCGUCAUCCUUUGAGAACUGGGUUGAGUGAUUAAAUCCUUAUAAAUUUUUUUUAAGAAAAAUUAUAUUUUCAAAGUUUAUUUUGUUUGUAUAUAUUUUUAUUUUCACCAGUAAAUUUGCAGGUUCCAUGCACUAUAAUAUCUUUCCACUUGUCUGCACUAUCUAACGCAUCUAACGUCACUGUGUCAAUACUUGAAGAUUUUUAAAGCUUUUAUUUGAUAAAGCAAUAAUAAGCUUUAUUCAAUGUCCUCAAAUUGAACAAUAAUAUUAAAGAGUGUCGCUUAUAUGUACAUCAGUCAUCAGUUCUCAGAGAAUGAAAAUACGAUCGUGAAUCAAAGUGUUCUUAAUGUGUAAUUAAAGUACUUAUUACAUAAUAUAUGCAAGCAUACAUCACACUUUCACCAUAAUAGUGCUGUAAAGAAGCAUAAUACAUAAGUAAGGGUCCUAGGACACAAUAAAACGUGUAUGCAUGUAUAUGUGAGUGUGAAUAUGAAUUCUGCGAAGGCAGAUCAUAGUCUUUCGAAUCGUUCUUUGUGAUUUCGUGGAAACGUGAAAUGUCUGAAGAGUGUUGUAUAGAAUGUCGUUCCCUGAGUUGUAUAUUAAUGUAAAUCAAAGCGCAUUGUCUUGCCGCCUUUAUAUUUAAUACGCGACUAACCAUUUUAAAAUAAAGUAUUUGUUUGUACAA